AUGUCGAUAAGCGUUGGACUCAACGGGGAUCAACUCACAGAGAUAGGUGAUUUAUACAAUAAAUACAAUAACGGUAUGCACAACAUCUCCAAGGAUGAUAUCGAAGAGAUUGGAGAAAGUUUUGGCAUAGCUAAUAUGUCAGAUUUUGACUACAAAGAAGGUGAAUCUAACGCCCGAAAAUUACAAGAUCUUGUGGUAUAUCUUGCCAACAACGAUAAAAACACUGACAACAUUAAGAAAAUAAGUAUGUCGUCCUUCGAAGUAAGACUUCACGUGGGUAUAUUCAGAGAAUACGACCUAAAGGGUGAUCGCAAAGGUCUACUUGACCUCGAUGAUGUGAAAAAAGUCAUUGUCGCUUUAGAUCUAGCCGUAUGGAAUAAUAGUAUCAGUUAUCGCCCAGCUGAACAAUGCAUACUAAUUGUAUUGAAAGAAAAAACUAAACAAAUUAACGCAUUGGAGUUCUUAGACCGCAUAUGGGCAGUAAAACCGAACCGAGGCACAGGUGUAAACCGGAAGCAGGUUGAGGACCUGAUGACGUUACAUAAUGAUAAGACAAUUGAUGGUCACAUUAACCCUGUCGGAAUAAUGGAACUUUUCAAAAAGAUAUCUAUAGUUAAAAAAGACUACGAAGGCCAAUUGGCUUUUGGUUCCAAGAGAAAUCCGCAUUUGGAGAUGCAAGAGCUGUUGGUUGUUACAGCAGAAUACAGCCUCGAGGAAAAAGUUGGAACCGUAUAUUCUACCUCUUCGGUUAAAUAUGUCUUAUCGGAUUUCACUAAGCUGGAUGACGACAAAGAUGGUCUACUCACUAAGGGAGAAGUUAAAAAAAUGACCGACGUGUUUACCCCGAACAAAAAAGAGAACAUUGACUCUUUCAUGAAGAAAUACGAUACCAAUGAAGACGAACACAUGGACAUAUUGGAGUUCAUCAUGGCGCUGUUUAAAGAGAAAGUGAAGUUGAAUGAUUACGAUGAAAAGUUUAACAAUCAUUAUAUGAGGAAUAAUUUUUAA
Adelges cooleyi (spruce gall adelgid) is the source of this 1008-nucleotide messenger RNA. RefSeq lists its product as uncharacterized. The coding region runs from base 1 to 1008 and encodes 335 amino acids. Lineage: Eukaryota; Metazoa; Arthropoda; Insecta; Hemiptera; Adelgidae. The record is from RefSeq and is a predicted model, not a curated record. Gene Ontology annotation, molecular function: calcium ion binding. The transcript has 9 exons.